AACAUGAUUAAACAUGAAACUCAUCUUGUUGAAUUCCAUUGAUUAGGGGAACAAUCGGAAAGCGACCAGUAAAGCAGCAAUGGUGCACAGCGCCUACGAUUGCUUCGAGCUCCUGGGCGGUUGCCCUACCAAAAUCGACGCCAUCGAAUCCUAUGGUUCCAAGCUUCUCCUCGGAUGUUCCGAUGGUUCUCUGCGAAUCUACGCUCCAGAUUCCUCUGGCACCGAGCGAUCCCCUCCAUCCGAUCAGCAUGUGCUGCGAAAGGAGCAGUACGCGCUGGAGAGAACCGUGGUUGGAUUCUCAAAGAAACCUAUAAUCUCGAUGGAGGUUUUGGAAUCGAGAGAGCUGCUCCUGUCGCUUUCGGAAUCGAUCGCAUUUCAUAGGCUGCCUCACUUGGAAACAAUUGCUGUGAUCACCAAAGCGAAAGGCGCUAAUGUGUAUUCGUGGGACGAUCGGAGAGGGUUCCUCUGCUUUGCCAGGCAAAAGAGAGUCUGUAUUUUCAGGCACGAUGGAGGACGAGGAUUUGUGGAGGUGAAAGAUUUUGGGGUUCCAGACACAGUGAAGUCCAUGUCAUGGUGUGGUGAGAACAUUUGUCUAGCUAUCAGAAAAGAGUAUGUGAUAUUAAAUGCUACAAAUGGUGCGUUGUCAGAGGUAUUUCCUUCGGGGAAGAUAGCGCCGCCUUUAGUUGUCUCGCUUCCCUCUGGGGAACUACUUCUUGGGAAGGAGAACAUUGGAGUCUUUGUGGACCAAAAUGGAAAGCUUCUUCAAGCUGACAGGAUAUGUUGGUCAGAAGCUCCCACAGUUGUUUUAAUCCAGAAGCCAUAUGCAAUAGCUCUGUUACCAAGACGUGUUGAGAUUCGAUCUCUUCGAGUACCAUAUCCAUUAAUACAGACAGUUGUCCUUCAAAAUAUCCGUCGUCUUAUAAAAAGCAACAAUGCUGUUAUUGUAGCAUUAGACUAUUCUAUAUAUGGGCUCUUCCCUGUUCCUGUUGGUGCACAGAUUGUACAAUUAACAGCAUCAGGCAAUUUUGAGGAAGCUUUGGCAUUGUGUAAGUUGCUUCCACCAGAAGAUUCAAGCCUUCGAGCUGCAAAGGAGGGGUCAAUUCAUAUAAGAUAUGCUCAUCAUCUUUUUGAUAAUGGGAGCUAUGAGGAAGCAAUGGAACAUUUUUUGGCUUCUCAAGUAGAUAUUACCUAUGUGCUCUCUUUAUAUCCAUCAAUUAUUCUUCCUAAAACAACUGUGAUUCCAGAACCAGAUGGGAUAAUGGAUAUGCCUUUGGAUGCUCCACAUCUAUCAAGAGGUUCAUCUGGUCUGUCAGAUGAUAUAGAAUCCUCACUUCCACCUCAGAUAUCAGAAUCAGAUGAGAAUACUGCACUUGAGUUCAAGAAAAUGAGCCAUAAUACUCUCAUGGCUAUUAUUAAGUUCUUGCAGAAGAAGAGAUACAGUAUUGUUGAAAAAGCUGCUGCCGAGGGAACAGAAGAGGUUGUUUUAGAUGCUGUUCGAGAUAGCUUUACAUCAACUAGGUCUAAGAAAUCCAGCAAGGGUCGUGCUGCUGUUCCUAUUAACUCAGCUGCUAGGGAGAUGGCAGCAAUACUGGAUACGGCCCUCCUUCAAGCUCUGCUUCUUACCGGACAAUCUUCAGCAGCUUUAGAUUUACUGAAAGGUCUUAACUAUUGUGAUGUAAAGAUAUGUGAGGAGAUUCUUCAGAAAGGCAAUCACUAUGCUGCUUUACUAGAACUUUACAAAAGUAACUCAAUGCACCGUGAAGCUUUAAAACUUUUGCAUCAAUUAGUAGAGGAGUCAAAAUCAAACCAUUUACAAGGAGAGCUCUCCCACACGUUCACUCCUGAGGCAAUUAUUGAAUAUCUCAAGCCUCUCUGCGCAACUGAUCCCAUGCUUGUUCUAGAGUUCUCAAUGCUUGUACUUGAAAGUUGUCCAACACAAACAAUUGAGCUCUUUUUGGCUGGAAAUAUUCCAGCAGACUUGGUCAACUCUUAUUUGAAGCAGCAUGCUCCAAGCAUGCAGGGAAAGUACUUGGAACUAAUGCUUGCAAUGAAUGAAAAUGGAAUCUCCGGAAACUUGCAAAAUGAAAUGGUACAAAUCUAUCUCUCUGAAAUACUUGACUGGUAUGCAGAACUAAAUACUGAUCAGAAAUGGGAUGAAAAAGAUUAUUCCCCAACAAGGAAGAAACUAUUAUCUGCUUUAGAGAGCAUCUCAGGAUACAAUCCAGAGGCUUUAUUGAAACGUCUUCCAACAGAUGCCUUAUUUGAAGAGCGUGCAAUUUUGUUGGGAAAAAUGAACCAGCAUGAGCUUGCAUUGUCACUGUAUGUUCAAAAGCUGAAUUUACCUGAACUGGCACUGGCCUAUUGUGAUCGUAUAUACGAGUCUGGGCUUCAUCAACCAUCCACAAAAUCUUCUGUAAAUAUAUAUCUCACUCUUCUGCAAAUCUAUCUGAAUCCUCGAAAGACAACUAGGAACCUUGAAACACGAAUUACAAAUCUGGUAUCCUCUCAAAAUACAAAUAUUCCAAGAGUUGCUUCAGGGACUACAUUUAAAACAAGAGUAGGGCGUGCCGUUAAGAAAAUUGCCUCCAUUGAGGGUGCUGAGGAUAUGCGAGUCAGUCCCAGUAGCACUGAUAGUGGAAGGAGUGAUGUUGAUUUGGAAGAAUCUAAUGAGGAAGGUGGUUCUACUAUUAUGCUUGAUCAGGUUUUUGAUCUGUUAAGUCAUAGGUGGGAUAGGAUUAAUGGAGCUCAGGCACUUAAACUCUUGCCAAGGGAAACUAAGCUACAGAACUUGCUUCCAUUUCUUGGACCCCUUCUUAAAAAAUCUAGUGAAGCUUACCGAAACUUCUCAGUGAUCAAGAGUUUGAGGGAGAGUGAGAACCUGCAGGUUAAAGAUGAACUCUACAACCAAAGGAAAACAGUGGUGAAGAUUGCCAGUGAUAGCAUGUGUUCUCUUUGCAACAAGAAAAUAGGGACAAGUGUAUUUGCUGUCUACCCAAACGGGAAAACUCUAGUGCACUUUGUUUGCUUUAGAGAUUCACAAAGCAUGAAAGCUGUGUCUAAAGGUUCAGUGCCAAGGAAGCGAUGAUGUUUGGUAUAUUCUAUUUUACUGCAUUUCCCUUCUACAAAUCAAUCUCCACCAUUCGACAUUGCCACCUAGAUGCCGAAAGGAAAGCUGCAGAUGGAAGGAUGGGUGUGUAUUUAUUUUAUUUGAUCGGUGUUCAUCUUGUGCUGCUGUUUUGUAGAUUUGUGUGAAUUUGAGAUCUGAGGUUCUUCAAGCAUUGUUGUAAAAUUGAAUCUUCGAUUUCAUUUUACAUUAACUACUAAAGGCGAGGACUUGUC
Molecule: messenger RNA, 3339 nt
Organism: Rubroshorea leprosula
Lineage: Eukaryota; Viridiplantae; Streptophyta; Magnoliopsida; Malvales; Dipterocarpaceae
Source: the annotation of a GenBank genome assembly